Molecule: messenger RNA, 786 nt
Organism: Uncinocarpus reesii 1704
Lineage: Eukaryota; Fungi; Ascomycota; Eurotiomycetes; Onygenales; Onygenaceae
Exons: 2
Coding region: 1-786 (261 amino acids)
Source: RefSeq, a predicted model, not a curated record
AUGGAUAGACUGGUUAAUGAGCGAAGCAUGCAUCUCCUCCCAGCAUCGUCACGAGACGCAUCAACAACCCUCUUCGCUCCUAAUCCGAAUACGUCCCUUGUCUCAGACCCUAUUCUCAUUGAAAAGGUCACAUCAUGGGUUAAAGAGUACAUGACUCACUAUGACAGCUCCCACGAUUUUGACCACGUCCAACGCGUCCUAGGUCUCGCCCGCCUCAUUGCUUCCGUUCCACCGGUCGUUUCCUCCUUCCCGUCAUCUCCGCCGCACUACAACCCCCUAGUCAUCACGCUCUCCGCGCUCCUGCACGAUGUCGGUGAUAAGAAGUACCUCAAACCCGGCGAAAACCCUGAUACCAUGGUCUACGAGCUACUCGUGUCCCUCGGAGCACCCCAUCGUCUAGCAGAGAUGAUUCAAACGGUCGUCAGCAACGUGUCGUUUUCGACGGAAACCAAGUCACCAGAGAGCCGAGACAAAGUGCAGAGGUUGGUGCACGAGAUCCCGGAGCUGGGCGUGGUGCAGGAUGCAGAUCGCCUGGAUGCGAUUGGCGCCGUGGGUAUUGGGCGCACGUUCACGUACGGUGGAGCGGCGGGCAAGGUGGGCCAAGAAGCCAGGGGAAUGCGGGAGACUAUCGAGCAUUUUACGGACAAAUUGGAACGGUUGGAGGGCUUAAUGAAGACUACGGAGGGAAAGAGGCUGGCGGCUGACAGAACUCGGCGGCUCAAACUAUUUAAAGAGUGGUGGGAGGAGGAGACGCAGGAGGCACAAGAGGGAUUGAAGGCUGUGUGA